This is a messenger RNA of Zymoseptoria tritici IPO323, 1734 nucleotides long. RefSeq lists its product as uncharacterized. Gene Ontology annotation, molecular function: monooxygenase activity; oxidoreductase activity, acting on paired donors, with incorporation or reduction of molecular oxygen. Bases 160 to 1734 code for a protein of 524 amino acids. Lineage: Eukaryota; Fungi; Ascomycota; Dothideomycetes; Mycosphaerellales; Mycosphaerellaceae. The transcript has 3 exons. The record is from RefSeq and is a predicted model, not a curated record.
AUACUCGAAAAGUCCUUACAAGGAUGCGCCCUUACCAGAGGAUAAACGUUGAGAGCACGCUUUCCGUGAAGGCGCCAGCUAUUUCACUUGACGCAAGCGUCAGUCGUUGAGUUGAGAGAUCGUCCACACACAGUCCGAAAGCUCGACAACUUCAAAAAUAUGGCGAACGAAACUACUUCGGCGGCCAAUGGCGCCGAACAUCAGAAGAAACAUCUACUGUUGAGUGCGUUUGUCAUGGCGACGCCAGGCCAUCUUUCCGCCGGACAGUGGAAGCACCCACGGAACAAGACCGCCGACUACAACAAGCUCAGCUUCUGGACGUCUCUGGCGCGAAUGCUAGACGACGCUGGAUUCCACUGCAUCUUCUUCGCCGACACUCUUGGCCCGUACGAUGUCUACAAAGGUCCUGGCAACGUCGGUCCAGCAUUGAGCUCAGCGGCUCAAUUUCCCGUCAAUGAUCCCUUGUAUGCCAUUCCAGCCAUGGCGGCGGUGACGAAGAACAUUGUCUUUGGCGUUACCGCCAGUACCACAUACGAAGCGCCAUACGCUCUUGCGAGGAAGUUUUCCACGGUCGAUCAUCUUACUGACGGCCGUGUGGCGUGGAAUAUCGUGACGUCUUACUUGGAGAGUGCGGCGCGGAACUUUGGAUUGAGUGGACAGGCUGACUCUGCGGAGCGAUAUCGUGUGGCGGAGGAGUUCAUGGAUGUGGUGUACAAGCUGUGGGAAGGGAGCUGGUCCGACGAUGCAGCGAUACGAGACGUUGAACGUGGUGUAUUUGCGGUUCCGGGAAAGGUCAGAAGGAUCGACCACAGAGGAGAGAACUUCAGCGUGGCGGGUCCGCACAUAUGCGAGCCGUCUCCUCAGAGAACGCCAUACCUCUUCCAAGCCGGAACCAGUAAAGCAGGAGUGGAAUUCGCAGCAAAGCACGCAGAAGCGGUCUUCGUCAAUGGCGAGUCGCCUCAGAAGGUUGCAGCCACAGUCGCCUCAAUCAGGAAGACAGCCAGAGACCUCGGUCGUGAUCCCAGCAUGGUCAAGAUCAUGGCCGGUGUGACGAUCAUCAUCGACUCGACAGACGAGAAAGCCCAGCAGAAGCGGGACGACUUCAUCAAGUAUGGCGAUCUUGAAGGAGCGCUCGCUUUGCUUGGAGGCUGGACUGGAAUCGACAUCGGCAUCUAUCCUGACGAUCAGGACUUCUUGCUCGUCAAGCACCCUGCCUUGCAGUCCAUGGCGAAGCGUUGCGCAAAGCCGGUUUCCGGAAGCAACGAGCUGAAAUGCACCAAGGCAAAUAUCGCAGAGUUCCUCUUGCUGGGCGGAGCUUUCCCAACAAUUGUCGGAAGUGCACAAACGAUCGCAGAUCAACUCGAGAAAUGGGUCGCUGAAGUGGACGUGGAUGGCUUCAAUCUCGCCCACGUCGUCAGCCCAGGAUCGUACGAGGACAUCAUUGAGUUCCUGCUACCAGAGCUGAAGAGGAGAGGACUACUUCCGGAGAUAUCGGCAAAGACACGCACCGCCCGUGAGGUCUUCGGAGGCAAUGCCCGUGUGUCGAGCGAUCAUCCCGCCUACCAGUUCAGAUUCACGGCUACCGAAGAGACGGAAGCAGCAUCCAAGCAUGACUCCGCGCAUUUUUCUGGAGACUGCUUUGAAGCUGGCUUUACGAGCUUUGGAGGCAUGGGCCUCGGUGGAUGGUCGAAUGGCACGAGCGAGGUCGAGAAUGCUCAACAAGGUCAGAUCUGA